AUACCGGGAACAGACCUACAUACAGCUACAGUACCAUAGGACUAACUUGAAAACACAUUUUGUUUGGACAAUUAUUCUGAACCACACCACUGAGGGCAAUUCACAAAAGACAAGUGACACGCAAGUGGAGAGACAGCUACUCACGUCUAGGGGUAAAAAGUGCAAUGGAAUAUUACCAGCAGAUUCAAUACAUUGAGGACAAUGCCCGGUUUGGUGAUUUGAUUGAGUUCUCUUAUCCUGUUGGAUUUUCUCACUGGGGUGUUUAUGAUGGAGAAGGCUAUGUCAUCCAUUUUGCCGUUGCAGAUGAAGGAAAGUUGACGAGAAAGUUUCGAAAGUUAGUCCUGCAAAAGCUGGUCCCUCUGAGUGGAGAUAUACUGCUGGGGGAAACAAAAAUACGCCGGCAGCACAUAGCUGACAUCAAUGUACCGAGAGGAGCCCAUGUCACCAUCAGCAACAAUCUCCAUGCCCGCAGGCCAUCUCCAGAAUGUGACAUCCGACAGCGCCGAACCGCUCUUCUGGGCCAUGACCUGCACUACAAAUUGCUCUCUGUGAACUGUGAACACUUUGCCACAUUUGUACGAUAUGGAGUCAGUAUUUGUAACCAGAUCCCUGGUAGAACCAAGAAUAAGGAAUGUCAAGAGGCAACGAAAACCUUCCAGAGAUUAAUGUCAUGACAGUUGCAGUCAUGUUAGUGCAAACAAGAUGUAAAUAGGCUUUAUAGAUGUACAUGUGUUAUACAGUACAUAUUUUCCCACAUCAACCUAUUUAUUACUCUGUAAAUCCUCUAACAACUUUUAAAGGAAAAAUAACAGAUAGAACAGUUAUGGGUAACAGUGACCUCUGGUGGAUGUGGUCCAAAUUACAAGCACAUUUAAAGAUUCCUAAAAAAAAAAAAAAAUUGAGAAAAAUAAUAAAAUGAUACAUUAUUGAUUAUAUCAUGUCACUUCAUUAUGCUCAUUAACUUUUUUUAAUGUUAUUUCUGUUUUAUAUAAUGUUUUUUAAGUUGCGUUGGACAAACUUAUCAGCUAAAUUAACUAACUAUAACAUGUUCAGCUCAACACACACCCAUACACCUCACAGGACACACCUCAUGGGAGACGAGAGUAGAUUUAUUGAUUGAUUUAUGUAAAGCACAUUGAAUGACCUCUGUGUA
Messenger RNA from Alosa sapidissima (American shad), 1153 nucleotides. Its product is annotated as phospholipase A and acyltransferase 2-like. Gene Ontology annotation, biological process: N-acylphosphatidylethanolamine metabolic process. The transcript is spliced from 5 exons. Bases 165 to 674 code for a protein of 169 amino acids. The record is from RefSeq and is a predicted model, not a curated record. Gene Ontology annotation, molecular function: A2-type glycerophospholipase activity; glycerophospholipid phospholipase A1 activity. Gene Ontology annotation, cellular component: cytoplasm. Lineage: Eukaryota; Metazoa; Chordata; Actinopteri; Clupeiformes; Clupeidae.